Messenger RNA from Ustilaginoidea virens, 1416 nucleotides. RefSeq lists its product as uncharacterized. Gene Ontology annotation, molecular function: NAD binding; quinone binding; NADH dehydrogenase (ubiquinone) activity. The record is from RefSeq and is a predicted model, not a curated record. Bases 1 to 1416 code for a protein of 471 amino acids. The transcript has 3 exons. NCBI's taxonomy places the organism in Eukaryota, Fungi, Ascomycota, Sordariomycetes, Hypocreales, Clavicipitaceae. Gene Ontology annotation, biological process: mitochondrial electron transport, NADH to ubiquinone.
AUGGCUUCCUCCCUCCCCAGACUGGCUGGCCGAGGUGCCCGGCAAUUCCGCCUGCGGCCGACGACGACACACAUCGCCACACGAUCCUUUUCAUCGACACGCCUUCGAAAGUACGCCGACCCCGAGCCCAUGGGCACCAGGCUGAUCCCCGUCGACCAGGACUUUGCGCACCCUAGCGAUCCCUACGGCACCUCCAAGGUUGAACCCGGCGCCAUCAAAAAGUCGCGCGAUAACUCGGUCGAGGACCGCAAGGUUCGGCACUACACGGUUAACUUUGGGCCCCAGCAUCCUGCUGCUCACGGCGUGCUUCGACUUAUCCUCGAACUCAACGGCGAAGAAAUCAUUCGUGCCGACCCUCAUGUUGGCCUGCUUCACAGAGGGACGGAAAAGCUGAUCGAGUACAAAUCGUACCUUCAAGCUCUCCCGUACUUUGAUCGGCUCGACUACGUUUCCAUGAUGACCAACGAGCAAUGCUUUUCCCUCGCAGUUGAGAAGCUACUCAACAUUGAAAUCCCCGACCGCGCCAAGUAUAUCCGAACAUUAUUUGGAGAAAUCACCCGGGUUUUGAAUCAUCUCAUGUCUGUCUUGUCCCACGCCAUGGACGUUGGUGCUUUGACACCUUUCUUGUGGGGUUUUGAGGAACGAGAAAAACUCAUGGAGUUUUACGAGCGUGUAUCUGGUGCACGUCUUCAUGCUGCCUACGUUCGCCCUGGCGGUGUUCACCAGGAUAUCCCCGCGGGGUUGCUGGAUGAUAUCUAUCAGUGGGCGACUCAGUUUGGUGACCGCAUUGACGAGACGGAAGAAAUGCUUACCGACAACCGCAUCUGGAUCGAACGAUUGAGAGGAGUCGGCGUCGUUUCUGCAGCAGAAGCCCUGAACCUUUCAUUUACUGGUGUGAUGCUGCGAGGUUCCGGUGUACCUUGGGAUAUCCGCAAGAGCCAGCCCUACGAUGCCUACGACAAGGUGGAGUUUGAUGUUCCUGUAGGCACCAACGGUGACUGCUACGACCGCUACCUUUGCCGCAUGGAGGAGUUCCGUCAGUCUCUGCGCAUCAUCCACCAGUGCCUGAACCAGAUGCCUGCCGGCCCGGUGCGCGUUGAGGACUACAAGAUUUCCCCGCCUCCUCGUACUGCCAUGAAGGAGAACAUGGAGGCUCUGAUUCACCACUUCCUCUUGUACACCAAAGGCUACGCCGUUCCCCCUGGCGAGACCUACUCCGUCAUAGAGGCUCCCAAGGGUGAGAUGGGUGUUUACGUUGUCAGCGACGGCACCGAGCGUCCCUACAGAUGCCAUAUCCGCGCUCCUGGUUUCGCGCACCUGGGAGGCUUUGAUCACGUAUCCAAGGGCCACUUGCUGGCUGAUGCUGUCGCUGUGAUUGGUACCAUGGACCUGGUGUUUGGCGAAGUCGAUAGGUAG